This is a messenger RNA of Peromyscus eremicus (cactus mouse), 3238 nucleotides long. RefSeq names its product interleukin 1 receptor associated kinase 1 (gene Irak1). The transcript has 15 exons. The record is from RefSeq and is a predicted model, not a curated record. Gene Ontology annotation, cellular component: plasma membrane. Gene Ontology annotation, biological process: protein phosphorylation; signal transduction. The coding region runs from base 58 to 2274 and encodes 738 amino acids. Lineage: Eukaryota; Metazoa; Chordata; Mammalia; Rodentia; Cricetidae. Gene Ontology annotation, molecular function: protein binding; protein kinase activity; ATP binding.
CUUAGGCCCGCGCCCGCCGAGGCCCCAGGAGGCCCCGGCCCGGCGGCGGCGGCAGCCAUGGCCGGGGGGCCGGGCCCUGGGGAGCCUGUGGUUCCCGGCGCCCAGCACUUCUUGUACGAGGUGCCACCCUGGGUUAUGUGCCGCUUCUACAAAGUGAUGGACGCCCUGGAGCCCGCCGACUGGUGCCAGUUCGCGGCCUUGAUUGUGCGCGACCAGACAGAGCUGCGGCUGUGCGAGCGCGCCGAGCAACGCACAGCUAGCGUCCUGUGGCCCUGGAUCAACCGCAACGCGCGCGUGGCUGACCUCGUUCACAUCCUCACGCACCUGCAGCUGCUGCGUGCGCGGGACAUCAUCACAGCCUGGCACCCUCCUGCCCCUGUUCUACCCCCAAGCACCACUGCUCCAAGGCCCAGCAGCAUCCCUGCAGGCUCCGAGGCUGAGGACUGGGGCCCCCAGAAACUGCAGUCCUCUUCCUCCACCUUCCUCUCCCCAGCUUUUCCAGGCUCCCAGACCUGUUCUGAGCUUGAGUUCCUCCCGGUUCCAGUCCCUGCUUCCUUCAAGCCACCACUGCCAUCUUCAGCCCCGUCCUCUACCAAGCCAAGCCCAGAGAGUCCAGUGUCUGGCCUCCAAAGGACACAUCCCUCCCCAUUUUGCUGGCCCUUCUGUGAGAUUUCCCAAGGCACCUGCAACUUCUCUGAAGAGCUCAGGAUUGGAGAGGGUGGUUUUGGAUGCGUGUACCGGGCAGUAAUGAGAAAUACCACAUAUGCUGUGAAGAGACUGAAGGAGGAGGCUGACCUAGAGUGGACUGUGGUGAAACAGAGCUUCCUAACAGAGGUGGAACAGCUGUCAAGGUUUCGUCACCCAAAUAUCGUAGACUUUGCUGGCUACUGUGCAGAAAGUGGCUUCUACUGCCUUGUUUAUGGCUUCCUGCCCAAUGGCUCCUUGGAGGAUCAACUCCACCUUCAGACCCAGGCCUGCUCUCCACUCUCCUGGCCUCAACGACUGGACAUUCUUCUGGGCACAGCCCGGGCUAUUCAGUUUUUACAUCAGGACAGCCCCAGCCUCAUCCAUGGAGACAUCAAGAGUUCUAAUGUGCUUCUGGAUGAAAGACUGAUGCCCAAGCUGGGAGACUUUGGCCUGGCUCGUUUCAGCCGCUUUGCAGGGGCCAACCCAAGCCAGAGCAGUACUGUAGCCCGGACUUGCACAGUACGGGGUACCCUCGCCUACCUGCCUGAGGAGUACAUCAAGACAGGCCGGCUGGCUGUGGACACGGAUACCUUCAGCUUUGGGGUGGUAAUACUGGAGACCCUUGCUGGCCAGAGGGCUGUGAGGACACAAGGUACCAGGACCAAGUAUCUGAAAGACCUGAUUGAAGAUGAGGCUGAAGAGGCUGGAGUGGCCCUGAAAAGCACCCACCCCACUCUACAGGUGGGUGUGGCCACAGAUGCUUGGGCUGCUCCAAUCGCUGCCCAGAUCUACAAGAAGCACCUGGACUCCAGACCUGGACCCUGCCCACCACAAUUGGGCCUGGCCCUGGCUCAGCUAGCUUGUUGCUGCAUGCACCGUCGGGCCAAGAAGAGGCCCCCCAUGACCCAGGUGUACAAGAGGCUAGAGGGGCUACAGGCAGGGCCUCCUUGGGAGCUAGAGGUUGCUGGCCAUGGCCCCCCUUCCCCACAGGAGAACUCCUACAUGUCCACCACUGGCUGUGUCCAGAGUGGGGGUGAACCAUGGCAGCCUCUGGUAGUGCCCACAAGAGCCCCAGGCCAAACUGCCCAGCAACUCCAGAAAAGCCCCAACCAGCCAGUGGAGAGUGAUGAGAGUGUUCCCGGCCUCUCUGCUGCCCUGCACUCUUGGCACUUGACUCCAGAUUGCCACCCAAGCCCAUCAUCCUUCAGGGAGGCUGGCUGUACCCGUGGGAGCACCACUAGAGAAUCAAGUUUGAGGAGUGGCCCAGGCUUCUGGCCCACAACCAUGGAAGGCACAUCCAUGAGCAGCUCCUCCUCCCUGUCAUCAGAGCCACCACAGAUCAUCAUCAACCCAGCCCGACAGAAGAUGGUACAGAAGCUGGCCCUGUAUGAGGAGGGAGUCUUGGAUAGCCUGCAGCUGCUGUCAUCAGGCUCUUUCCCAGCACAUUCCUUCUAUCUGAGAGUACCAGUGUCCUCCCUCAUGCUCCCAGAAAAUGUGAAGUCCCAGCAGGAAUUUUCCACUCCAGGCUUGGAUUUAGAACCUAAAAACAGACAGGGGCCUGAAGAAAGUGACGAAUUUCAGAGCUGAUUUAUUCACCCAGGCAUAUCCCUCAGAUUCAGAUGUCAAAGUUCUCAUGGUUGGAAGUUCUCAUGAUGUGCAACCUCCUCAGUAGCCCAAAGGCAUCAGGUGUGGGGCCUACCCUGGCGAAGGAGAAAGAGUGGUGGACCUGCUGUUCUCAGGGUGUGAACACAGGCAGGGCCAACUGAAGAGCCUGCUAGAAGCUGAUAGGGCAGGCCAUCUCAGGCCAGCAUUUGGGAGCAAGGCAAGCAAAACACCUAAAGGGUGGGGUAGUACAUGGCAGAAGACUGCUAGUUACACAGGCCCCAUGGAGGCAAGUAGGGCUCUGUGUAUGGUGGGAGCUGGCUCCCUUGAGAGCUAGACAAGGUAUCUGCAGCCCAGGCCUGCAAUAACUGUUAGUCCAUCCCUCUGAACUUCCCUAGAGCCCCAAGAGAAAGUAGCUAUUGUCCUUGUAAAUUGCAAAAAUGAGUGUCUUACAGUUCAGUCCACUAGCUGGAAGUAAGCACUCUGAGAGUCUCCCAAGAGUCCAGUAGAACCUCCUCCCAAUCUUGGGUGGGUAUGUGCAGGCCUUACCAGAUACCUGUGAGCUGGUUUCAUGUGAUUGCCCACUAGGCAGAUUAUCCCAAGACCCUGCAGGUGAGCUGUGGAUGCCCCAGAUUGAGCUGUAGACCAAGAUACUGGUUGUGGCAGAAAGGUCUAGCAAAGCCAAGCUUUGUGGUACCCAGACAGUGAGAAGCCCAAAAAGCAGCAACUUAGAGCAAAGCAGAAAUUAUUUGAAGAGGGAGGAAGGCUCCAUUUUAAGAAGCAAGUUUUUGUGUCACCAAGUGUCUUCAGAAGUAACCCAGGGUUAUAGCCCAGGCUUACAGUGAUUCUAUGUUCGAGUCACAAGUCACACUACAUGCCUCUGUGAAGCACUGGUAACAUCCAAUUUGUCCUUGAAUAAAAUAAAAGUGCAUUUCACUGUCUGGUUAAA